AUGGCUGCACUGAGUUGUCUUUUGGACAGUGUUAGGAGGGACAUAAAGAAGGUGGACAGAGAAUUAAGGCAAUUGAGAUGUAUCGACGAACUCAGCUCCCGCUGCCUGUGUGACUUAUACAUGCACCCGUACUGCUGCUGCGACCUGCACCCGUACCCCUACUGCCUCUGCUACUCCAAGCGCUCCCGCUCCUGUGGCCUGUGUGACCUCUACUACCCAUGCUGUCUGUGCGACUACAAGCUGUACUGCCUUCGCCCAUCACUCCGCAGCUUAGAGAGGAAAGCUAUCCGCGCCAUUGAGGAUGAGAAAAGAGCGGUGGCCAAACUCAGAAGGACGACCAACAGAAUCCUGGCCUCCUCCUGCUGCAGCAGCAACAUUCUAGGGUCCGUGAACGUGUGCGGCUUUGAGCCAGAUCAAGUCAAGGUACGGGUGAAAGACGGGAAAGUCUGCGUGUCGGCUGAGAGGGAGAACAGGUAUGACUGCCUCGGAUCCAAAAAGUACAGUUACAUGAACAUCUGCAAGGAGUUCAGCCUGCCGCCGUGCGUGGAUGAGAAAGACGUGACCUACUCCUACGGGCUCGGCAGCUGCGUCAAGAUCGAGUCUCCGUGCUACCCGUGCACAUCCCCCUGCAACCCCUGUAACCCCUGUAACCCCUGCAGCCCCUGCAGCCCCUGCGGGCCCUGCGGCCCCUGCGGCCCCUGCGGGCCCUGUGACCCCUGUAACCCCUGCUACCCGUGUGGAAGCCGAUUCUCCUGUAGGAAGAUGAUCUUGUAA
Messenger RNA from Onychomys torridus (southern grasshopper mouse), 774 nucleotides. It is a transcript of the gene Odf1, whose product is annotated as outer dense fiber of sperm tails 1. Gene Ontology annotation, cellular component: outer dense fiber. Bases 1 to 774 code for a protein of 257 amino acids. Lineage: Eukaryota; Metazoa; Chordata; Mammalia; Rodentia; Cricetidae. The record is from RefSeq and is a predicted model, not a curated record. The transcript is spliced from 2 exons.